GAGAACAAGACGCCAGCACCGUAAGCGACACACACAGUGGCACAUACGCACACUACAUACUGUGAAAUACACUAGCAUUAAAUAACCAACUUCAUGAAGUUUUAUUUCUGUUUAAAUUCAAAACAAGAAACAAUGGACCUCCGUGAAUCAACUACCAACCAAACCAACGUUUCUUUCACCAUCGCCAACCAUUUGUUCUCCAAAGAAUCUCAUAAAGAUAACAACGUCGUGUUUUCUCCACUUUCUCUCCAACUUGUGCUUAGCAUCAUCGCUGCCGGCUCUGAGGGUUCCACACAACAACAGCUUCUUGAAUUCCUCCAAUCCAAAUCCACCGAUCAUCUUAACUCCUUCGCCUCUCAGCUCGUUUCCGAUGUCCUCACCGAUGCUGCUCCAGCCGGCGGACCUCUCCUCUCUUUCGUCAACGGUGUAUGGAUUGAACAAACACUAUCUCUUCAACCUUCAUUUAAGCAAAUCGUCUCUACUGAUUUCAAAGCCAACUUGUCUUCCGUUGAUUUCCAGAACAAGGCUGAUGAAGUGACCAAUGAAGUGAAUUUAUGGGCUGAAAAAGAGACUAAUGACCUCAUUAAAGAACUUGUUCCUCAAGGAUCAAUCGACAGCGACACCAGGCUCGUUUUUGCUAAUGCACUAUACUUUAAAGGAGUAUGGAAUAACAAGUUUGAUGUUUCGUUAACAAAAGAUAACGAUUUUCACCUUUUGAAUGGUAGUGCAGUCAAAGUUCCCUUCAUGACCAGCAAGAAGAUGCAGUUUAUUAGAAAAUUCAAUGAUUUUAAAGUCCUCGGUCUUCCUUAUAAGCAAGGUGAAGAUAACCGUCGAUUCUCCAUGUAUAUUUUUCUUCCGAAUGCAAAAGAUGGAUUGUCAGCUUUGGUUGAGAAGGUGGCUUCCGAAGCUGAGUUACUUGAUCGGCUUCCUUCUCAUCAAGUGGAAGUAGGUGACUUCAAGAUUCCAAGAUUCAAAAUUUCAUUUGGGCUUGAAAUUUCUGAUGUACUAAAAGAGUUGGGAGUAGUUCUACCUUUCUCUACCGGAGGUUUUACAAAAAUGGUAGAUUCUCUUGAGGGUCAAAACCUUUGUGUUUCUAAUAUAUUUCAUAAGUCUUUUAUUGAAGUGAAUGAAGAAGGCACAGAAGCUGCUGCAGCCUCAACAGCAUAUAUGCUAAUGAGAUGUAGACGUGUGCCAAUAGACUUUGCAGCUGACCAUCCUUUCAUAUUUGUGAUUAGAGAAGACUUGAGUGGAGCAAUCUUAUUUGUUGGUCAGGUGCUCAAUCCUCUUGAUGGAUGAUCUUAGCCAACCACCAUCUAUUAGAAUCAUGAAAGAUGAAUAAUUAACUUGUUUUCUCAUUCAUCAACUAGAUUUAGGAAGAAAAUAAUACCUUACUAUAUCGAGUUUGAUAUGAUCCACAUGUUACUGUCAUGUAUUAAGGGAAUGGGAGGAGUAUAGAAGAGGAGUUUUUUUUAAUAUAUUAUAUAUCAACUAAGUAUUUUUGUUAAUGUUUGUAAGAGUAUAAAAAUAAGAUAUGAUAUUUUCAGCUUGUUUUUCAUAAUAUUCACUUCUAUAAGAGGUCCUUUACUCGGAUCAUCUUCUGUACUCAGAACAUUUCCCAUGUCAGAGGGAUCAUCCAAUCAUCACCUCGAUGGCCGAUUAUCAUAGUCGGCUACGAGGGUUACGAUUAUUGUCAUUACUGAGGGUCUCUAAGAGUCACUUCAUAAAGGCUGCAAUUCAUCAUGUUAGAGGUAUAAAUAAGGGCUCCCACCUGAGGGAUAAGCAAGACAUACUCACUCUUGAGCUCAUGCAUACGUCUAUCGUGCUGCUCGAAUCCCUUAACAAACUCAAUCAUCUUCUUAGUUUAACCUAUAUAGUUGCGAUCUUACCGAAUUUGCUUCAGGGAGGUAGUCCAAAUGUGUUUUGCAGGAAUAGGUACUAUGUUGCUUUUGUGGAUGGUUACACUAAGUACACGUGGUUGUAUUUUAUAAAACAAAAGCCUAGAGCCUUGCAAGCUUUGAAACUCUUCCACAUGUUUGUCCAAGUCCAAUUUAAGAGCACAGUUAAGUCGGCUCUAGGCUUUAUUUUGACUAGGUAGUGGAUCAGGUGCAUGGCAUUGAUUUUGACUGUCUGAUCCACUACCUACUCAUAUUGAUAAGGUCAAUAGUACUACUAUAUUUGUACCACUGGACAACAUACCUGGUUCCACAAGUUAUCCUGAUGAUUACAAACCACCACAUAACACUAUUACUACUACUUUUGUAUCUCUUGACAGUAGACCUGGUUCCACAAAUUAUCAUGAGGAUAAUGAACCAUAUCAGCUACAUGCUUUAAAUAAAGAACAAAGUUCUAACACUGAUCAAAAUCUUUCAAACAUGUCUACAAAUGUUCCAAUGGUUAAUCUGUCCUUGUCCCCAUCAAUUCAUAGUAGUAAACCAGUUAGUCAUCUCCUUCAAAAUG
Vicia villosa (hairy vetch) is the source of this 2457-nucleotide messenger RNA. RefSeq names its product serpin-ZX-like. Bases 94 to 1296 code for a protein of 400 amino acids. Gene Ontology annotation, molecular function: serine-type endopeptidase inhibitor activity. The record is from RefSeq and is a predicted model, not a curated record. Lineage: Eukaryota; Viridiplantae; Streptophyta; Magnoliopsida; Fabales; Fabaceae. The transcript is spliced from 2 exons.